Messenger RNA from Lytechinus variegatus (green sea urchin), 4292 nucleotides. It is a transcript of the gene kcnk1, whose product is annotated as potassium channel subfamily K member 1-like. The transcript is spliced from 4 exons. Gene Ontology annotation, molecular function: potassium ion leak channel activity. Gene Ontology annotation, cellular component: membrane. Bases 959 to 1972 code for a protein of 337 amino acids. Gene Ontology annotation, biological process: potassium ion transmembrane transport; stabilization of membrane potential. The record is from RefSeq and is a predicted model, not a curated record. Lineage: Eukaryota; Metazoa; Echinodermata; Echinoidea; Temnopleuroida; Toxopneustidae.
AACUGCAACUAUAAUCACAGAUUCUACCUAUAUCGAAUCAGUUCUUUGAUUCAAACGACACCAGUGGUAUACCAUUCGCCGCUCCCGGUUGGCAUCGGUCGUCAUCUAUUUGAUUUCAGGGAUUUGAUUUCAGGGAAUAACCAUGGACUCGUAUUUGGGGCUCGUUUUAUUGUCUUCUAUUAACAAUAUCUGAGGAUAUUUUCCGAGUUGGCCUAUAAAAUAACCCAUGCACUUCCAGUCUCAUUUAUGUAGAGCAGUUUAACAGGAAGAGAUGACAGCAUUGAUCUACUAGGUUUACUCUUUAUUUGCAGAGCGCAACCACCCUUUUUGUCUGUUUGUGUCCAUUCUUAUUUGUUUUCAAGUUCUUCUUUUGUCUGGAUCCGACUGAAAACUCUUUGCCAAACAAUUUCUUUUGCAUGCAGUUAUUUAGAGCAUAUGCACACGAUCUGUAUACCGAGUCUAUAUUUUACGUAGAAUAUAACCAUCCUUACAAGCGCAAAAUAUACCUGCAAUUAACAGCAAUCGGUAUCAUGCAUGCCGAGGCCAGAGACAAUAGAGUUUUGGAAGACAUUUAAUGGACAAACAAGUCGAUGAAAGUGUUUUCAUGUAAUUGUUCUUCCCAACUUUUUUUUAUUCAUGUUAUCCUUUAUUCAGUUGUGAAAUCAAUGAUUUGGUAAAGGAUGAUUUAAAACACUCUGUAUGAUAAAAGAACACUUUACUUCAUUUUAAUUUCUGCGCAGUGACACUUUUAGAUCUUCCACAAUAUAGAUCUAUCCAUUCGGAAACUUCACCUUGCAGUCCAUUUGUGGAUCAUUGAUCUUGGAAUUUCAAUUGUUCCAAGAACUAUUUUUUUUAAAGCCGUACGCCUCCAUUUCUUUUUUCAAUAUAUAUGACUGGCACAAGGAUAUUUCGUAUGUUUCUUGGAUUCCGUCGGAACUAACACGAAAAAAAAAUAACAAUGGGAAGUGCAGGACGUCUCAUCUUCUUUGCUCUCCUCUACAUUCUGUACAUUUGUCUCGGGGCCGGGGUGUUCAUGGCCCUGGAGAAGCCGUAUGAGCAGAAACUGGCUGAAGACAUCAUCCGCAGGAGAGACAGGUUCCUCGAUGCCCACAACGAGUGCAUGACUUCCGAGGAGCUCGACCAGUUCGUCAACGACAUCGAGGAGGCGUUCCAGUUCGGCGUCACCUACGCGGUCGCCGUCAACUCAACGGCCAACACCAUGUGGGAUUUCGGAGGAUCGUUUUUCUUUACCACAACACUUCUGACAACCAUAGGUUACGGGCAUGUGUCACCGCUGACAGUCGAUGGUAAACUUUUCUGUCUAUUUUUUGCUCUGUUUGGUAUUCCUUUUACGUUCUUCUUUCUCGGUACAAUCACCUACGCCGUCAGCAAACCGUCGCAGAUACUGCUUGACUUCCUAACUGAAAAAUUCGAUCAUAAAGGAUCGGGUGUCGGCGUUCGGGUGUGUCAUCUUUUCAUCCUCUUCGUCCUCAUCCUCGCCCUAUUCUUUCUCAUUCCUGCCGCCAUUUUUACCGCUUUAGAAAAGAGAUGGAAUUACUUUGAAAGUUUUUACUUCAUCUUUGUGUCCCUCACCACCGUGGGCCUGGGAGACUUUGUUCCCGCUACCGCUAUCCGUGAAGGGAGCGUCUACGAGAGCACACGAUCCAUCUACUUUAUAAGUGUAUCACUCUACCUCCUCCUCGGUUUGGGCAUGAUGCUGCUCCUGGUGGAUACCGUCAUCAAGAUCCCUCAGAUCCAGCGGCUUUGGGAGAUGACAACUCCCGCCUCCUCGGCCGCCCCAUCGGUCUCCUCCUCCAGGAGCUCCUCCCCGGCUGCGCUCCAUCGGGAUCUGCUGGCGAAGAACCCGUUCGGGAGCAAGAGGAAGUCAGAGGAGGAGCGGGAGCUUACCAAAGAUGCGGCCCCUAUCGGCAGGAGCUACGACGCCAUUCGGGAUAAGAAGGAAGACUCAUGAAAUGAGGAGGCGAUGAUGUUGAUUCACCCCGAUGAACACCGGUAGAAUUUCAUCAAUGGCAUUAUUUUACUGAAGAACAGACACAGAGUUUUAAGGCCUUAAUGUAAAACACAUGUUAACAGCUCGUGAGAGAAAGAGAGAGAGAGAGGGUGACAGAUGGUGUUAGGGUGUGGGUGAAAGAGUGGAGUGUGUGCGUAUCAGAUUGCAUGACAAAAAAGAAUUGUGUGUCUGGGUCGGAUUUGAUGGUAGAAAGAGAGAGAGAGAGUGUGUGAGUGAAAGAAUUAAAGGAAGAGAGCGAGGGAUGGUUGAUGUGUGUGUGAGGGUGUGUGUGCGUGCGUGCCAGUGUGGGGUGCAAGUGUGUAAUGUGUAGUGUUUUUGCACGUGGAAUUGGAUGAUGGAUGUUUGUUGGUAAGUUUAAUAUACGUUUUUAUUAUAGGAGGGAGAGCUAAUCAAAACAAAAUGUUCAAUAUCUUCAUCACGUUUGCUGUCUUAUGAGACAAUGAGAUAUGUUUCACAUGCACCUUUUUGCAAGGUAUUUACUCAUCUCUUUCGAAAUCGUCGUUACAAAGUCACAAGUUAAUCAAACUUAUCGUUUGUUUUUGUUGAUGUCGAUGUCAUUUACAUUAAGAUCACGUUCGUGAAUGCGAACUCAAACGAGUGUUGCCUCAUCACUGCCACCAUCAUCGCCCAUACAUGUUGUCGAUCUGUAAACCAAUCUAUUUUAGAUCAUCUUUGGAAGAGAAUGAUAUGUUGGAUUUUUUAUUUUAUUUUAUUUUUGUUAGAGGGGCGCACUUUAUAAAGAGCUAUGGCUAUUUUAACUUUGCUAUUAUGCAACUACCGCGGAUUGUGAUUGGCUGCUGAGUCAUGUUACCGCGACAGUUUGUUGUAACGGCAAAGUUACUAUAGUUCUGUCUUUUUUAUGAAACGAACCCUGGGUGUGGUAUUCUGAUGGUUAGGUUAAAUUUGGGUUAAUAUUAGACAAUACUUUUAUGUAAUGCCAUUUGUCAACUUAUUCAUCAAUUAAUUUUUUUCUUAUCCUUCCUUUAAAAAAAUUUGUAAAAACAUCAAUUGCAUCCUGAAAUGGGAAAAAUAGGAAAAUACAAAAAUACAAUUAAUUUCAAUCAAUUAAUUAUUACAUUUUAAUUAUCACAAAUAUGGAAGAGAUAUUAUGAAGCCAGUAUUCCUAAGUAUGGUUUAAAACUCUAGUUUAGACUUGGGUUAAACCUAGGUUUAAUUAUCAGAAUCCAACCCUGGAUGUUUAGUUGACAUAGUUGUAAUUAUGGUGUUUGCAAGUAUUUAAAGUCUGUUUAAUACAAUCAUUUAGAUAUAUAAAUUGAUUUGCUCAACACACUGAUAAGGAAUAUGAUUAUAUUUGGAAUCCUUUUAACAUAUUACUUCACGUUGAGUGUUUAAGCACGUUCAAGUCCUAGGUCACCUCGUCGUAUGUUCGUAUCGCAUAAAAUUGUAAGGUAAUUUUGUCAUUAUGGCAACUACAAGCCAAUGACAGAAUCAACAUUUCAAUUGAAGCUAUUCCAUACUGGCAAAGUUACCAUGCAUGGUUAUGAAACGCAACACUGGCUAUGAGAUCUUCAUUAAGUGAUGAUUCAUGAAAAUAAAACAUUUGAAUACUACCGAACGUUAUUUCAUAGUUUAAUGAAAAUAUACACGUCGAAGUAUUCUUUUUCUAUUUACUCUUUAUAAAUCUUAAUUGAAAUUAUUACUGUUUAUAUUUUUAUUCAAAUUUAUUUACGCAGUAAUCAUGCUUGAAAUAUAGAGAGAAAAUAUUGUACAAAUUGUUUAUUCGGUCACACUUGUAGCCGUAUUUCCUUAAUUGUUUUUAAAUGUAGAGAGAAAAUAUUGUUCAAAAUUAUUUGUUUGGUCACACUUAAUGGCAUAUUUCGUUAAGUAUGUCACAUUCAUGAUUUUUAAAUGUACAAAGAAAAUAUUGUACAAAAUUGUUUUAGUAUGUCAUUCCAUUAAGUUGAUAAUUUUUUAUUUAGUGGGGGUGUCUAUUUAUGUUCACGAUAAAUACCUUUCUAAAUAUGAUGGUUGCGGUUGUAAAGUUUAUCUUUUGGUGACAAGACAUUUGCUCCGGCGACAAUUACUCUGGACUUUAUUGCAGUAGGGCUUUAUAUUAGGUUUAGGGUUUGGUUUAUGAUAGGGUGUAGUGUUAAAUUGAGGGCUGAAGUUGGUCAUUCCAUUAAUGUGUUGAAUUUACAGCAGAGCAAAUGCAAUGGAACUGGUGUUGAUCUGGAGCUGUCGUGGGAGACAUAUGUACCAUAUAAGUUGCCACUGAAAACAAAGAGAAAACAAAAGAAUG